AUGAGGCAGCCGGCGCCCAUCCACUGGGUUGUCCAGGUUUGUCUAUUAUGGCUGUCAUUACUAUCACCUUUCACUCUUGUUCGGGCUCUUGCGACACCCGAUGAAUUACUUGAUACCAGAGCCAAUGUUAUUUCGACCACCUCGACCACCUCGCAGGCCGACAAUGGGAAAUUCCUCCUCAGGGUCCUACCCCUCGGCGCUUCGAUUACUUUUGGAUACAAAUCCACAGAUGGCAACGGCUACAGAGAGUGGAUUCGACGACAACUCCGCUUUGAAGGAUGGCCGGUUGAAAUGGUCGGAACUCGACGAGCGGGCACGAUGCGCGACAAUUUCAAUGAAGGCCAUGUCGGCUUCAGGAUAGAUCAAAUGCUGCCAAAGGCAGAGAAGGACUUUGCCCAACGACCGAAUCUCAUCCUUAUCAACGUUGGUACAAACGAUGCGCUUCAAAACCACCGCAUCUACUCCGCCGGUACUCGAAUGAAUAUCCUCGUUGAGAAGCUUUUCGAUAGCAUCGAAGGAACAACUAUCAUUCUAUCGACCCUCCUCCCGAAUGGGAGAAAACCCGAACAGGUCGAAUCCAUCAACGAGCAAAUUCGCAACCUCGUCGCUUAUCGCCGCGCAAGGAACAACAGGAUCGUUCUCGCCGACAUGAGCCAUUUUAUCAAGGUCGACGAGCUCGUUGAUAGGGUUCACCCGGAUGAUGCCGCUUACGAGAAGAUGGCAUCGGUGUGGUGGGCGGCUUUCCAGACCGCGCAGAGUGAGGGCAUGCUCCAGAACUUCAACUACACAUCCACCAUGUUCAACAUGAAGAAACUUGACGACAACACGACCGACCCUCACCUCCCCGCCUAUUCCGCCCCGGCUCAGCCAUCGGUGGAGAGCCGGAAUAAUGGCCAGCCACCAUCCGUCAAACUCAAUGUCUGGAUAUUGGCCUUGCAGGCUUUCACAGUUUAUAUUGGCUUUUCCACAUUAUACACAUAA
Messenger RNA from Penicillium manginii, 981 nucleotides. Its product is annotated as SGNH/GDSL hydrolase family protein. NCBI's taxonomy places the organism in Eukaryota, Fungi, Ascomycota, Eurotiomycetes, Eurotiales, Aspergillaceae. The transcript has 4 exons. The coding region runs from base 1 to 981 and encodes 326 amino acids. Gene Ontology annotation, molecular function: phosphatidylcholine lysophospholipase A1 activity. The record is from RefSeq and is a predicted model, not a curated record.